Messenger RNA from Porites evermanni, 1177 nucleotides. NCBI's taxonomy places the organism in Eukaryota, Metazoa, Cnidaria, Anthozoa, Scleractinia, Poritidae. The record is from the annotation of a GenBank genome assembly.
AUGGCCUCAUCUGAUUUGCUGUAUCCAAUAUUCGUGAUACCUCGGCGCCUGUCCAACUUGCACACCAAUUACUCGUUUCUUAUAGGUGGUCAACUUGGUCAGGCCUUGUGUAAGCUUGUCCCUUUCUUUAGUAACGUUUCCAUUGUCGUGUUGACUCACAAUCUGAUUCUGAUAGCAGUGGAUCGAUUUGGAUUCGUGCUAUUUCCACUCCGUUCGCCACUCAUCAGGUCCAAGCUGUGUCCCUUCUUCAUUCUUGCCACGUGGAUGUUUGCCAUAAUUUUAAUUUCGAAAGAUUUUUUGGCCUUCGAGCUCGUUGAAUACCCGGAGGGAGCCAGGUGUGUACGGAGAUGGAAGAAAGUAUUCGGAGAAUCCUCGUCCUUUGCCAGUUUGCUUCUAGCUUACAACAUCCUGUUUACAUACAUCCCUGUGCUGUUGUUAGUCAUUCUUUACUCCAUCAUCUUUAUCAAGUUCAAGACACAGGCACACCCAGGUGAACAGUCGACUAACAAUCAGCAACAGCGGAAAAGAAAAAACGGAAACGUUCUACAAAUGUCCAUUGCUAUAGUAACAGUGUUUGUGCUCUGCUGGUUACCUUUCAGUACUAACCAUUUAAUGAUAGCGUAUCAGGAUAGUUCUGCCCAUUUCUCGUGUAGUUUCCAGAUAUACCUUGAUGUAACCUACUUUAUGAUUCACUCUGUUCAUUAUCGUUUCACUGGCCGAAAAUUCUCUCAUUGUUAUGACCGUUUAUAAAACGCCGAACUUAAGAAAACCGAAAAAUUAUUUCAUCGCAAACAUGGCCUCAUCUGAUUUGCUGUUUCUAAUAUUCCUCACACCUUGGACACUGUCACACUUGCACACCACCUCGUUUCUUGUCGGUGGUCGGCUUGGCCAGGCCAUAUGUUAGCCUGUCCCCUUCUUUGGAGAAGUUUCCUUUAAGGUUUCGAUUUAGAAUCUGGUUCUUAUAGCAGUGGUUCGAUUUGGAGCCGUGGUGUUUCGAACUCCGUUCGCCACUCAUCAGAUCCAAGCUGUGUCCCUUCUUCACUCUUGCCACGUGGAUAGUUGCCGUAGUUAUAUCUUCGCCAUACUUGUUCGCCAAAGAGCUCAUGGAAUCCCCAGAGAGAAACUUAUGUGUUACGAAAUGGAAGAAAGUAUUCGGAGAGUCAUCGUCCCAUACUAG